AUGAUAAAUAAUCACCCUUGUACAUUUUAAUCAGAAUGUGUUUCUCUUUAUAAUUGUAUAGAUGGAAUAUGCACUCAUAAGAAUUUCUUUCCUCCAACCUUUCCUGAAUUAAUAGGUAUGCUUAGUAUAGCUAUUUUUACAGGAUUUGCAUCCCUUGCAGGUAUUUAAUUAAAUUAUAUCAUAUUUUAGGGAUAGGAGGAGGAGGAGUUGUAGUUUCUUUAAUGACAAUGUUUUUUAACUAUUCAUAGAAAGAAGCCUUGUUGGGAGUCUUCUUACCUAUAUUUGGAGCUGCCUUAGGAAAUUUCAUAAAUCUCGCUUAGCAAGAAGAUCCAUAAACAAAAAGUCCAGUUGNAAAUAUGAUAUACAAGAACGAUUAAACGAAAGUAUUAAUUUCAGGCACUAAAAGAUUGAUCUAUCAUAAAAUUAUGAGUUAUUUAGGCAGGAACAAUUAAACCUUUAAUUUCAACAAUGUUUUUUGUUGA
Paramecium pentaurelia is the source of this 482-nucleotide messenger RNA. The record is from the annotation of a GenBank genome assembly. NCBI's taxonomy places the organism in Eukaryota, Ciliophora, Oligohymenophorea, Peniculida, Parameciidae.